Messenger RNA from Guyanagaster necrorhizus, 1990 nucleotides. RefSeq lists its product as uncharacterized. Lineage: Eukaryota; Fungi; Basidiomycota; Agaricomycetes; Agaricales; Physalacriaceae. The record is from RefSeq and is a predicted model, not a curated record. Bases 356 to 1990 code for a protein of 544 amino acids. The transcript has 8 exons.
AACGUCUCAAGGCGAAAUCAGACCGGGUGAAGUAUCGUUUGUGCUAUGAGGGACUUCUAAUUUGUUUGAUGAAGGUGCUGUAGUUGAUUGAAGGAAGAAGGAGCGUGCAGCAAUUUCAUCAAACAGAUUGCGAUUGCCUGUCCGCCGAGUACUGAGUACUGAGUACUAAGUUACUAAGUACUGAGCGCCGAGCAGUUGUUUAGAUUAUGUUUCCAUUACAUACCAGUUUUCUAACCGAGACUGACUAAGACACCGAGAAAAUGCUCGGAAAUUAGGCUCCCACGUGUCGGCGGCUGUCGGCAAUCCGUCCUUGCUACGACCAUUCCGUCGAUUUCGCCACCAAGUUCCUUGGGGGAUGCUUUCACCGUGGACUGUCGUCGUGUUGCUUCUCUUUCAAGGCGCCCAUUUAGGUCGACGCACAAAAUCCGCCUAUCUGUGCACUCUGAUUUCAACUCUAAUUACAUUGGCGCCAGGAGUCUAUUCCUAUAUCCCUGCCUCGCCGACGAACUCUACUCAGGAUGCAAUAGCUGGUGGACUCAAUAUUACGGACGUUUCCAAGCUUCAUUUGCAGUGGUAUUCGAAUGGAUCGUACUGGGAAACGGUGUCCUAUCAGUUGGUUGGUCAUGACAGUCUGGGGAUUAGCAAGGGCGCCCUUGUGCAUUUCUCGGAGACAUCAGUCAAUAACAAUACUCCAGCAACGACGACGCCUUGGAUCGCUCUGGUGUCUUGUGACUUCAAUGCUACAAAUGCUUCUCAGGAGAUCGAUAUAUUCACACUUGCGCGCGACAAGGGUGCAGUUUCAGCUCUUCUCUACUCCCUCUACUCUACCGCUUGCGUGAUCAAUCCCGAAUACGCAGAUCCAGAAACCUUCGACCAAGUCUUCGAUAUUUUCUCGACUCAAAGCCUUACUUCUGCGCAUCUCAUCGAAUACCAGUUCGGUCAAAUCGGAUCCACCAACGAUAGUAUAUCUGGGACCUACAACUCUCAAAGUCUUAACGACUCAGCAGCAAUCAUGAACGCAACUAUAUCUUUAGGAUAUGCUACUACGUCCGGUUUCCUAUAUGCCACCUUACGGGCAUAUAACGCUACAGGCGACGAUAAUACCACGUCUACGACGAGUAGCGGUUCAGGAUCAAGCAGUGAUCAGCAGGGGGGUUCUUCUAAUACUGCUUUGGCCAUGAUUGUAUUAUACGCUAUCACGGGUUGUGUGUCCGCUCUGUUCUGCGUUAUUAUUGUCACCGGUGCAAUUCGUGCUAUCCGACACCCCGAGAGAUAUGGCCCCCGAAGGCGUGGUGGAGGCGAGAUGUACCAGAGCCGCACGCAAGGUCUUACACGUGCAAUCUUGGACACGUUUCCGAUCGUUAAGUUCGGUAGCUCACAAGCAAGGAGUGGUCCAGACAUGGUUCUCAAGGAUCCGGAAGCCCUCGAUCCCAACGCUCCAACUAGUGCCGCAGUUCAAAUGCAAAGCUUGAAUAAUGCCGCAGCUGGGCAGCCAGCUGUUCGCCGACCGUCGCGACGGCAAACCCGAGAUAAUAAUCCCGACGCUGCAGCACCCGAUGGUGAAGACCACUCUCGCAGUGACCAGCCUAGCCAGAGCUCAGAAGACGUCCCUGUGCCUGCUGCUAUAGGUCGGGAAACGUGUCCCAUUUGCAUAGUGGACUUUGAGGAAGAUGACGAUGUUCGGAUACUGCCAUGCGAAGGCCAUCACCGAUUCCAUCAACAAUGCGUGGACCCCUGGCUUUUGGGAUUGUCCAGUUCUUGUCCCAUUUGCCGACAAGAUUUCCUCGCUCUUGAGUCGAUGUUGUCCAUUCCAGGUGAUGUUGAUGGAAAUGAAGACCUUCACCCGCAAGCCUCUGACGGACAUGCGCAUGGCACUAUGGGCAGUAGUCGUUUCUCACGUUAUAUCCGUUCGGCAAUGAGAAGGCGUCGACAAGAUGAAAAUGACCCUACAGAACCUUACCUGCCUACCGCUGCACACACCACAGUCUAA